This is a messenger RNA of Tribolium castaneum (red flour beetle), 11534 nucleotides long. RefSeq lists its product as uncharacterized. Lineage: Eukaryota; Metazoa; Arthropoda; Insecta; Coleoptera; Tenebrionidae. The transcript is spliced from 10 exons. Bases 10596 to 11459 code for a protein of 287 amino acids. The record is from RefSeq and is a predicted model, not a curated record.
UAAAAGCGUCAACGUCAUCCGCCAUUGCUAUUUUGUGGUGUCCGCCGAGGAGUGAGGAGUGCAGUUGUGCGCAACACUUUGUUCCUGUCCUCCGGCCGAAAACAGAGAAUUUCUGCAUUUUUGAAACUGCGUAGCAGUCACCUGGGGGGCCCAACUGUCCGAACCUGGUUGCCAGGAUUGUGCCCGUUUUUGGUUUGUAAUGUAUCACUAACUCUUUGUACAAAUUAACUUUAGGUUGAAUCAUAUACAGUUGAAUAUAUUUAUGUAAAGAAUUGAAGUUUUUUAAAUUGAAUUAAUAAAAAAAAGAAAAAGACAAUCAGUUUGUAGCAUUACUAUUCUGCUCCUGUUGUUCCUGUGUACUAAUUAUUUUGAAUUUACAUGUGAGAGGAGAAGGCCUGCUGGUUACGGUUAUCGACUCGAAAACGACCGGUAGUCCCCCAUAAUACGAACACCUUAAGCUGAGUUGAAUGCACGUUGCGCUAAAGACGGCUAGGGCGGCACCUGAGUGGUAAAACCCAUGAAGUAUCGUUCCUUGAAAUUUUCUACCCCUUGUGAUCCAUCACCACUCGUUAAUUUUUUGUGAACAUCAUUGAAUGGCGCUAGGAGAUGAAGUUCACAAAUUAUCUAACAGCGGUGCUCCAGUCUUAUGUGUGGAUGAAUGCUAGUGGAUGAAAUUUUCCUGUAGGUUGGCAGUGAAGCUUCUCCAGUUUCCCAAAGCUGCCAACGAUCUAGCUCGUAAUUGUCGAUAAUCACAAGAGGAAAUGGAUGCACACUUUCCGUUAUUUGCUCGAACUUUGGUGGACAUACUGCACUUGUACUCUUUGCGGAUGUUCGAGUAACGGUAAAGUACCAUUUGGUCCUAACUUGUAACCGCCACAUGAGUGGCUUGUUUGGAGUUGUUUUUCGUUAUUUUGUCAGGUCAAUGUGAUCAUAAGCAAGAUCCGAGAAGUAGCUGUUCCUGGUCAUAAGCGGCCAGCUGAGAGUUUUUUAUUUGAGGACUGCGGUAAAAGGAGUUAUUUGCAUGUUUUAAUCUUUCAUUUCAAGUUACGUAAAUACAAAUCUCUUAAAUCUUGCGGAAAAAGAUAGAAAUUGAAAUUAAUUAAUAAAAGGAGGAGAAAGCAACAGCUCACAGGAAUCAGGUAUUCGUACUCAAAUCCCACAUCACGUACGUUUUAGGACGGAUAAAGAAGGCAACAUUAAUUAUAAUUGUCACCUUUGAUAAACGUUUGAUUUUUUUAAAAAGUAACGGACAAACUAAAGGCUAAACUAAAAAUGCAAAUGUUCGUAACUUAAACAUUAGAGUAAUGAUUUUUUAUUAAAUGAAGAUAAAAUGCAAGAGGACAAGGAAACACCUAGAAAAUUUCAUCGUAAAAAUUUUGCCAUGUAAAUAUUUUUCAGGAUGAAAUCAAAAUUUUUCUCGCACGCACAGUAUCUAUCUUCACAGUUUAAUUUAUUCGCACUUCAAAGAGAAGACUCUUGAGGAGCGUCGACGUCUGAGGUAAUGGGUUAUUGUGCGAAUUGUUACGAAUAUUUGCAGAUAGCAUUCCGUAUACGAAGACAGUGCUUCCCUGGGCUUCGUAAUUUAGCUGGUACAACUAAACAUUUUCAUAAAUAUUCAUAAAAUCUUAAUACGAGGAGCAACAUUAGUAGUAUAUUGAAAUGCAAGCCACGGAGUUAGGCGUGAAAGUUGAGCAGUCAGUAGAAACAUUUCGCAUUUCGCUUUUUUAACGUUUUCCAAAAUGAUAACCACAUUCACAUUCGCCCCACAAUUCGAGAAGUAUUUCGUGGAGUAAGGUAGUUCGUCAAUUUGAGAACAAAGCCAAGAUAAUUCAAGACUUCCGGCCAAUUAUCAGGUACAUAAUUUAUGAAAAAAUUUUUACGUGGGAAUCACUCGUCAUCGAAAAUUUUUAAUCGCUGGAUCAUCGUGACGCACAGGUACAUUAUUAAUCGUACAUAGGCUUCCAAAUGUGACAAAAUGCCAGUUACGUAACAAGAUAAGUAAAUAAGUUCCUGUAGUAUUUGUGGUUCGUAAAAAAAAUUGAAACGGGAAAUUAAAGUUAAAAAACGGAACAGCUCACGAAGCAGCAAAUUUUCCCGAAUUUCUGUGUGCGAAAUUCUUUGAAUUUCUAGAUCUUCAGUCGUAUAUUCCAUCCUUUUUGCUGAAGAACAUUGAACCAAAAGGAAUUACUGCAUAUUAUUACCGUUAUUUUACAAUGUCUGUCAACAUCAAGAAACAACCAACCAGCUUUGUGGAUCCCUACUGAAAUUGCCAUUACUUAAACAAGCCAAGUAUCAUUUAGUUACGUUGCCGGUGUUAAAAUUAAGACCUUCUAGAAAUCUAUCAGUUAUUUCAAACAACUCCAAGGAUCAUUAGGAAUCCGGUACAAAACCUCAUCGAGGUCGCAAGUUUGGAAUUGGAGGAUCAGAGAUAGUUGCGCAAUUUAGGUUCUACAAAUAAAUACAGUUCAUCAAUCAAAGCAUCGAGGGUUAACGAAUAUUCAUCGUUUCACAACGUUAGGUAACAAAACGAAAAAGCUAAAAGUGGUUUGUAGAAAAAAGUUACGGAGAGUCAGAAUUAAGUAUUCCGCUUCGUUACUGAAGAACGUUUUCACACGCUGAUUGCCAAAAGUGUCGCAAUUCGUCAUAAUAUUUAAGGGCGCAAGUAUCGUAAAUAUCUUUUCGAAACAAUCAUUGUUGUUAGGAGCGUCUUCUCAUCACAAAAUUAAGGCUGAGAUUUUGAAGAACAUUAGGAAAGAAUCGUGUUAGAAUGCAAGAUCCGAAGAGACAAUUUCCGGUUCCCGUCUUCGUGUCAGUCGUUUCUUCGUCUGGAGUCUUAAAAUUACUAUAAUUCUUACAUAUUUGCGUGGUAUCAACAUUUGUGUUAAGGCGUUAAGUUACAUAAAUAUUUACAGUCAAACCAAAUUAAGUGACAAUUGUUCGGGAAAUUUGGACGAGUUUCUACGAAGAAAAGGUAGAAAAUAGAAAUUCCUUCACCACCUACAGAACCAUGAGAAUUCAGCCUUCUUCAGAGCAACAGGUUCCGGGUUUCAAAUUUAUAAUACUUGUCUUUUUGUGUUGUGCGCGAAAUCACAGACGGUAGUUGCAGAAAAUACAUCGGACGAGCUAAAUUUAAAGUCCACUUUUGGAGAAAUCGAGUGAUUCGUGUUCAGUUCAUCAAUCAAAUCAACGAGGGUUAAUGAAUAUUCACCGUUUCACAACGCUAGGUAACAAAAUGAAAAGCUAAAAUGGUUUGUAGAGAAAAGUUACGGAGAGUCAGAGAAAUAAGUAUUCCGCUUGGUUAGUGAAGAACGUUUUCAUACACUGAUUGCCAAAACUGUCGCAAUUCGUCAUAAUUUAAAGGGCGCAAGUAUCGUAAAUAACUAUUCGAAACUGUCGUUGUUAGGAGCGUCUUUUCAUCACAAAAAAUAUACAAAGAUUAGGAAGAACAUGAGGGAAGAAUCGUCUUAGAAUGUACGAUCCGAAGAGACAAUUUCCGGUUCCUGUGUUUGCCUGGAGUAUUAAAAUUACAUAUUUGCGUGGUAUCAACAUUUGUGUUAGGGCGUUAAGUUACAUAAAUAUUUACAGUCAAACCAAAUUAAGUGACAAUUGUUCGGGAAAUUUAGACAAGUUUCUACGAGGAAAAGAUUGAAAAUUCCUUCGACACCUAAAGAACUACAAGAGUUCAACAUGCCUCUAUAGAACUUACUGCAAGAGGUUCCGGGUUUCAAAUACAAUAUUUGCUUUUUUGUGGUGUGCGCGAAAUCACAGACAGUAGUUCCAGAAAAUACAUCGAACGACCAAUGUUUGAAACUCCACUUUGGGAAAAAAUCAGGUGAUGUGUGGAAAAGAAUUUCGUCGGUUCCAUUGCGUAAAAUACGAAACUACACCUUAACAAAAAUCUAAUUUAAUUUAACGGGUCAUUUGGAGAGGACACCGAAUAGUAUCGUCUGAUUUACAUAUUUUGCGAUAUCAAAUCCGUUGUUUACAGAUGGGAUAACACGAUAUAUGCAGUCCGGCACGGAACUUCCACUUCUUGCAGAAUAAUUAAAUCGUCGCAAGUAUUCGUGAAUUAUUUGGAUUUUUACAACUGUUCUAGAACAUCAAAAUAAUUAAUUUCGUUUCGGAACAUCCCUCGUAUUCACAUGAAGAUGACUACGUCGUGUUAACUUCCUAAUUUAAGAUUUAAAACGACUUUAAACGGAAAACCGCAGUUAAUAUUAUCGAAAUCGUCAGUGUUCAGUUCGAGGCAUAAUUUUUCAUCAACACAAACACCGGAGUAUCAUUUUAUUUCGUUAAUUGUUGAGUCGAAAUCGAAGUUGUAGAUUGUUAAGAUUAGGUUGUGAGAACCAAAGAAACUGGCAUCACCCAACUGCAGAGAAAAUGAAAAGCAAUGUCAUCAGUUCCGUGUCUUCAAAUAAGCGUGUUACGUCACAAUUUUUCACCGUUUCAUCUCUAAAGGUUGCGACCAACUUACCCAGCUUAGUCCAGGUACUUAAUAGUUACAGAAAAAGUAAAUUUCGCCCGUGAUUUAUUACAUAAGGAAUCGAAUCAUCUAAUUUUCAUCAUACUGAGUAUCAGUCUAUAAAUUUUGCUUUGUUGUGAACGUUGAUAUUUUAUAGAAGUGAUUAGUUUGCGGAUAUUAGGCGUUUAUAACUCCCAUAGAAGAAUCCAGCCAAUCUAUCUGCUCAAGCUCAACAAUGAAAACUCGGAUUAUAUUUCGGAUUUUUCGUCUCAACACUCACUGACCAUUCUUGAAAGGAAUCUUACUACGCUCGUUUUUGAAUUUAUCUACAAAAGGAUUAUUAGGUAGCUUAUGAAAUACCGAAAAUUGCCGGACUUGUUUUUAGAAUACAGAACACCCUUCGUUUUACUUGACUGCAUGAAGAAUUCUUUAAAUGAACGAAAACGAUGAAUUCUCGCCGUAUUAAAAAUAGGAUAAACAAUUCUAGAACAUUUUAUUUCAAAAAGUUAAUUUUGGGUUACCACUAGCCGAGUGCCGCCAAAUAAAUAUUUUACUAGCGCAGGUUAGUGCAUAUCUAGCGUGAAAAGUAAAACCAGUUGCAGACCAAAACACCGUCUGUUCUUCAUUUUUGAAAACUAGCAAGCCUGCAGUCUGCUAUCCACCACAUAAUUUUUCAUUGCGCCCCCCUUUUCCCCAAACACACUUCAACAUUUUUUUUACAACAAAGAGGAAUAAAAGGAGGAACAUACCUUGGGAUAAAAGUGAUCAAAAGGAAACUAGCCGGAGAACAGGAUUCAUGCAUAAUAUAUAACCAAUUCGUACACUCGGCUUCUACAGCACCAUGUUGUCCAACAGUAGUUUUUUUGGUAUAAUGGACGUCGCAUUUUUUUUAAAUAUGAUUGUCAAAUUUGUGAGCUUGCAUCUUCACAAGGUAAGACUGAGUAAAUCAGUAUCUAGUAAUCAGUAAACAGUGGUUCGAAUGCGGAUUGUGGACUUGAGAAUAUAAAAAUUAAUGGAUAUUGACUAGACGAUACUGGAUUUAAAAACUUUUGAAGAUGUGGUUCACAGAAGAAAGAAAAGGCCAAAGAACGAAGAAAGACGGGCUACUUCCCAAUAAAGGAUGAAGGAGAGAACCACUUGCCAUCGACGGUUGAAAAGAAGAAGAGAACUACUUGCACCAAUGGAGGAACAAAGAAGAGGUCCACUCACCGCCGAGGGAUGAAGAAAGAAGACGACCACUUGCCGCCGAGAAACGAAGAAAAAAGAGGACCACUCGCUGCUGAGGGAUGCAGAAAGAAGAGGACCACUCGCUGCCGAGGAAUGAAAAAAGAAGAGGACCACUCGCUGCCUAAGGAUGAAGAAAGAAGAGGACCACGCGUCGCCGAGGGAUGAAGAAAGAAAAGGACCACUCGCCGCCGAGGGAUCAUAAAAAUAAGAGGGCCAUUCGCCGAAGCUUGAAGGAGUAGAAAAUGAACACCGAAGUACAGGCAGCAAAUAAAGGCCAUUCCCAGAUGAGAAACGAUGCAAAAGCGAAGAAUGUAGAGCUGUUGUCUCCUUGUUUAUCUGAAUAGAGUUGAAACAUUUUUAACGUGUAUAAAUGAUGUCCAUUUUAGAUUAAGGGAAUAUCAUUUUUCAACAAAAAUCAACAUGUUGAUAUGUAGGAUAGAUCGACCAUUUAUAUUUAACACAAACAAAGAAAAUAUCAUCUAUUGCAAUGCCAUUAUUGUUAUGAACUAAGAACGAUUGAUUAGAAGAAAAUUUGUCGUGAAAGAAGGAUGAAGAAAAGUUUGACAACGCCAACGGUGGGAAAAAGUUUAGGAUUUGUCUCCAUAGAUGGAAAAGAAACAAUUUGUUUGUCCACAGAGCGAAUAGAAAAAGAAGUCUCGUUAUUGAGAAUGGGGAGACUCGUUGCGGCGGAUAACGAAAAUGGAGAGAACCACUCGUUAACGCCGGAUGAAAGAAGUCAAGGGAAUGAAUCACUCGUCAUUGAAGAAAGAAGAGGCCUACAUAUCGCUAAAAUAUCGCCGUCAUGUUUUAACAGAAAUCAACAUAUUUCCAGGAUAAGGAUGGGAUUACCUAUUUGUAUUUUACACAAACACAAUGUCUUCUGUUGCAGUGCUAUUUAAAUAAUAAUUUGUCAAAGGUGAAGAAAGUAGCUUUACAGUUACCAGAAAAAAACAAGAAUAGACUUCGUCGCAGGGAAAAGUGAGGAAAUUAGGUGUCAUGGGUAGAAGAAAUAAGAGAAAAACCACUCGCUGCUUAGGGUUUAGGACCACUCUUCGAGGGAUAAAGAAAGAAGAGGAUCACUCGCUGUCUAUGGAUGAAGAAAGAAGAGGACCACUCUUCGAGGGAUAAAGAAAGAAGAGGAUCACUCGCUGUCUAUGGAUGAAGAAAGAAGAGGACCACUCGCCACCGAGGGAUGAAGAAAGAAGGGGACCACUUGCCACCGAGGGAAGAAGAAAGAAGAGGAGGACCACUCGCCGCUGGUGGACGAAGAAAGAAGGGGGUCUACUUACCGCCAAAAUGUGUAUAAAAGAUUUCUAUUUUAGAAAAAGAGGACGUCGUUUGUUUCGAGGGAUGAAGAAAGGAAGAGGACCACUCACCGCCGAGGGAUGAAGAAAGAAGAGGACCACUCGCCACCGAGGGAUGAAGAAAGAAGGGGACCACUUGCCACCGAGGGAAGAAGAAAGAAGAGGAGGACCACUCGCCGCUGGUGGACGAAGAAAGAAGGGGGUCUACUUACCGCCAAAAUGUGUAUAAAAGAUUUCUAUUUUAGAAAAAGAGGACGUCGUUUGUUUCGAGGGAUGAAGAAAGAGGAUCAUUCGACGACGUUGGACGAAGAAAGAGGAUCAUUCGACGACGUUGGACGAAGAAAGAAGAGGACCACUCGCCGACGUUGGAUGAAGAAAGAAGAGGACCACUCGCCGCCGAUGGACGAAGAAAGAAGAGGACACUCGCCGCCGAUGGACGAAGAAAGAAGAGGACACUCGCCGCCGAUGGACGAAGAAAGAAGGGGUCUACUUACCGCCAAAAUGUGUAUAAAAGAUUUCUAUUUAGAAAAAAAGGCCGUCGUUUGUUUCGAGGGUUGAAGAAAGGAAGAGGACCACUCACCGCCGAGGGAUGAAGAAUGAAGAGGACCACUUGCCGCCGAGGGAUGAAGAAAGAAGAGGAUCACUUGCCGCCGAUGGACGAAGAAAGAAGGGGUCUACUUACCGCCAAAAUGUGUAUAAAAGAUUUCUAUUUUAGAAAAAGAGGACGACGUUUGUUUCGAGGGAUGAAGAAAGGAAGAGGACCAUUCACCACCGAGGGAUGAAGAAUGAAGAGGAUCACUCGCCGCCGAGGGAUGAAGAAAGAAGAGGACCACUCGCCGCCGAUGGAUGAAGAAAGAAAAGGACCACUCGCCGCCGAUGGACGAAGAAAGAAGAGGACCACUCGCCGCCGAUGGACGAAGAAAGAAGGGGUCUACUUACCGCCAAAAUGUGUAUAAAAGAUUUCUAUUUUAGAAAAAGAGGACGACGUUUGUUUUGAGGGAUGAAGAAAGGAAGAGGACCAUUCACCACCGAGGGAUGAAGAAUGAAGAGGAUCACUCGCCGCCGAGGGAUGAAGAAAGAAGAGGACCAUUCGCCGCCGAGGGAAGAAAAAAGAAGAGGACCACUCGCCGCCGAUGGACGAAGAAAGAAGAGGACCACUCGCCGCCGAUGGAUGAAGAAAGAAGAGGACCACUCGCCGCCGAUGGAUAAAGAAAGAAGAGGACCACUCGCCGCCGAUGGAUGAAGAAAGAAGAGGACCACUCGCCGCCGAUGGAUAAAGAAAGAAGAGGACCACUUGCCGCCGAUGGAUGAAGAAAGAAGAGGACCACUUGCCGCCGAUGGAUGAAGAAAGAAGAGGACCACUUGCCGCCGAUGGACGAAGAAAGAAGAGGACCACUCGCCGCCGAUGGACGAAGAAAGAAGAGGACCACUCGCCGCCGAUGGACGAAGAAAGAAGGGGUCUACUUACCGCCAAAAUGUGUAUAAAAGAUUUCUAUUUCAGAAAAAGAGGACGUCGUUUGUUUCGAGGGAUGAAGAAAGAAGAGGACCACACGUCGCCGAGGGAUGAAGAAAGAAGAGGAUCACUCGCCGCGAAUGGAUGAAGAAGCGGCCACUCGUCACUGAGUGUUGAAUAAAGAAGGGGAAUAAUACUUUUCUCAAAUGUAUAUAAAUAAUUUCUAUUCUAGAAAAAUUUGAAAAAGAGAUGCGUUUGAUUUAACAUAUGUCAACACAUUUGCAGAAUGGAUCAACUUUUUAUAUUUAAUGCAAACAAUAUCUUCUGUUGCAGUGCUGUUAUAAAGAAUACUUUGAAGACGAAAGAAGUAACUGCACCGAUAUAGGUAAAAAUGAAUGGAUUUAAACGUUGACGAAGUAAGAUCUACGAAGAAGAAAGAGAAGAGAAGAGGAAGCCACUCACCGCAGAGAUAUGAAGGAAGAAGGAAAACAACCUAAGUCGCCGAGAAUUAAGAAAAAGAAAAAAGUCAAGAGGACCACUCGCCCCCAACAGAUGAAGGAAGAAAAGGAUCACUUGUAGCCAAAAAAAAUUAGACCACUUGCUUUCGAAAGAUUUAGAAAGGGGCUUCGCUACUACUAAAUACUUCAAUUCACUGCCGUGAAUAUGUGAAGAAAGAACGUGAAAGAGGGACUACUUUCCAUCGAAGAAUGAAGAAAGAAGAGGACAAGAAAAUUAAAAUUAAGAGUAUUUUAGAAACGGAGGUUUUUCUUUAAUCUCUUAAUUUCUUUCAAGAAAUGGAAAAUUCAGUAUUUUACAGCUAUAACAAAAAUAAAGAAACUUCAACCGUUCGCAGAGGCAAAGGGAUGCUGGAUAUGUCGCCGAUUUUUAUUCAUUGGGGAACAAGGAAAAUUUUGUUGUACUACAACAAACGAGUUUAUCUUCUGCUUAAGGGGGAAAAAAGGAAUGGAUUUGCAUCACAAAAGGGAACAGAUUCCGUCAUAAUGGUCACGAAUGAGGAAGAGCAUGCACUGUUUACGACGCGAAGAAAGAAGAUUCGUCGUUUUGGGAAAAAUGAGAAAAGGUCAUUUGGAAUUUGUUCGUUUUUCAUUUCGAAAUUCGUUGUCAUUGAGAGAGAAGAACGAAGUAAGGAAGAAAACAUUUAAUGUCCUCAAGAUAAAAAGUCUAUGAUUUGUUUUUACUUGGAGGGAAGACAAGAAUUUUUAAAACGAGAAGUGAAUUUAUUAUGGACGCUAUCGCUGUGCCUAACAAAAAGGAAGGUUAAUUUCGUUGUCAGUUACCAGUUUGCAUUUUAUCGAAAUGGGAAACCAAAUACGAAUUAAGAAAAGGGAUGAUUUCACGCUAAAGAAAGUAAAAUUAUUUCUCAUUGGGGACGAUGAAAGAAAAGUAAUUGGCAAGAACUGAAUUUUAACGAAAGGAGAGACGGAUUUUUGGUCUUAAGAGGGCAAGAAAAAAAAAUCAACUUAUAUCAUCAGUGAUAAAUCAAGAUUACGUAGAUGAUUAUUUGUUAGUGGUUACAAGGCUUUAAAUCAAUUGUGAUACAAUAAUUGUUACUAUUUAAUGUUUUGCACGUGUAUAUUUGAUUUUUUGUUGUAAUUGUGUUUACAGUGAUAAUAUUAAGUUUAUAAUAAACGCUUUAAUUUUUUUUAUGAUUUAAUUUGUUUCUUUACCUGAAUAUGUAUAGCUGUGGGUUAGUUCACGAUGGUUUGUGUGUGGGAAUAAGCUUCCUUUUGUUAUGUAAGCUAUGAGUAAAAAUUCACUCAGUCAGAUGUGGUGCUAGGGUUUGUAAAAAGAUUAUGUGCCGAAAAACUUAUUACAUUCCCCAUUGUACAUGAAUGUGUAUAGUCUUUACACACCCAUAAAAUUCUAAAACGAAAAAUUUGGAUGAAAUGAAUGAAUGCUGCAGGCAUGUCUGAAAAAUUAACAAUGUAACAUCCGCACGUUGCACUAAACGUCCAGCCAAAAAAUAUGAAUGAUUUUUUAUUGCAAAUCCCACUUAGUUCCAUCAAGCGAUUUUCUGCUCCAAGAUUUUGCAUAAAAAUUCUAACAGAAUCUUAACUGCACUAACUUCUAAACUCUGUCACACUUAACAGUUUUAUGAUCUCAGUGCGACUGUUAACACCAUCCAGAAAUGUGGCACCUACUAGUGAUAAAUUUAAUUUUUGAAUUUAUUUACCCAAAUUCGGUAAAAAGUGCGUGGGUGGAAAUCCCUCAAGUGCCCAACAAGAAGCCACCACAAUUCAUUUUUGGUAACACCAAAAAAACAAAUAUUCAAAAUUCACAGUUGUUUGCAGGUUCCCCUAAAGUCAGUUUUCACGAUAAAAAAUUUUCAACAACCACCACACCCGCCAAUUACAAAAUGUUAAAAGCAACACCAAAAAUGCACAGCACUACUACCCCAAACUACAAAGAUUUAAUGACAACUAUUCAACCCUUAACAACUACGCCCCAAAUAAACAAAAGAAUGGACCUCAAAACUGAAAACACGUUGAAAGCACCCGAAGAAUUCACAGAGGCACCAAAGCAAAUCAACAAAACAAAAAGCAAAACUGAAGAGACUAAUUCCGGAUUUAUGCCUCUCUUGAACACCAUCCAACAAACUUUAACUCACAACGCUAAAAAGUCCCUCAAGAGCAAAAUUUCACUACUCACAAACCUGAGAGACAAUCUGCUAGCAAAUAUCGACGAACGCAUGGGAAGUCUCUGGAGAUCAUCGGACGAUGAUUUGGUGGAAGCUCGGGGACAUGACCACGAAAUGGAUUUUCCCUCAAACGAAGGGGCUUUAAUGACGAUCGGUUUUCUGACUUUUGCUGUCUUUCUCAUCAAAUUAGUUUUGAAACUCAUACAAGCGCUCAAAAACAAGACUAAUAAUGGAACAAUGAUGAAUGGGGGAACGACUGCCACUGCGUUUAUUGGCAGGAAGAGAAGACAACUGGAGGAUGAAUAUGACAAUUUGAAAAUACUGCAGUUUAUUGAAGACUAUAAGUUCGGCUAAUUUAUUAGAUUAAUUAAUUAACUAAUAGUAUUUGUAAACAAAUUAUAAUAACACUAAAAUUUUUCCCCAAUACUA